This is a messenger RNA of Prunus armeniaca (apricot), 267 nucleotides long. NCBI's taxonomy places the organism in Eukaryota, Viridiplantae, Streptophyta, Magnoliopsida, Rosales, Rosaceae. The record is from the annotation of a GenBank genome assembly.
AUGGGCUUUCCAGCCAAUUUGAGGUUUGUGCGUCAGGGGAUUGAAAUUGAAACCAGAAUGUGGAGGAAGACAGUAGCAAACAGAUUUGUUCAAAUAAAAUGGAAACAGUACAAGAAUUUCUCAUUCUAUGGAGGAACCCACAAGGAGUGGAAUACUGAGGCAGCUGAUGGUUUGACGCUCCUCCCUAUUCAUACUGCAAGGUCAGCUUCGAUAACACUGCUUCUCAUAUUCCGAAGCUCAGCUGUAAUACCACUGCUUUCUAGCUAA